CGCCUUCCGCAUAACUAUAACACAGCCCCGAGUCGCUCUCUACACACCAUCGAACGCUGCACGAGCACACAUAUUUCCGGCGCCCGCCCCCCCGAAGCACAUCGAAAAAGCGCACAGCCGCAGCCCGCCCACACCAUGGCCGACAGCUGGGAAGACGAGGAGGAGAGGCUCGCGCAGCAGGCCCAGAACCUCAACAUGAACAGCGCCCAGUCGUUUGUGCCCGGCGCGCAGGCCUUUGUCCCCGGCGCACAGGCCUUCGUCCCCGGACAGCAGGCGUACGGCGGAUACGGCCAGCAGGCAUACGGCCAGUACCAGCAGUACGGGCAAUACAACCAGGGCUACGGGCAGUACGGCUACCAGCAAGGUGGCUACCCUCAGUAUGGCCAGCAGCAGCAACAGGGCCAACAGCAGGGCCAAGGCGGCUAUCCCAACUACAACCAAUACGGACAACAGCAGCAGCAACAGCAGCAACAAGGCUACCAGCCCCCGCAACAGCAGCAGCGCCAGGCACCAGUCAAAAUCGCAAAGCGAGGGGAGGCGGACCAGACAGGCUCAGAGAGCCCGGCACCUGCGAAAGAGGCGGCACCAAAGGCAAAGGUCCUGUCUAUCGGUGGCGACACUGCGCCCAAAGUAAAAGUUCUGUCUAUUGGCGCUGACAUCGCCGCGCCCAAGGUGGAGAAGGCUGGCCAGACCAAGGUACUCUCCAUCGGAUCAACUGCACCCGCUGCUGCGUCUGCAAAGGAGAACGUCGACAAGGCGGCGCCCGAGGCUGGAGCCAAGGUCACAGCCGCCAAGGCCAUCGAGAAGACAGGAGAGCCUACAAAGUCAACGCCCCCAUCAUCUGGUCGCACCUCACCAACACCAUCGGGACGCGACAGCCCAUCGCGGCAAGAAAAGACUGUCGCCAAGGCAGCCGACGUCGAGCAGGAAUUGGCUGAAGUUGUCGACGAGGCUACGCUUGCCGAGAUAUACGGCAAGGAGCACGUGAACAUCAUUUUCCUGGGUCACGUCGACGCAGGGAAGUCGACACUCGGUGGUAGCAUCCUCAUCUCCACUGGCAUGGUUGAUGAGCGGACACUGGACAAGUAUAAGAGGGAAGCAAAGGAUGCCGGCCGAGAGACAUGGUACAUUUCAUGGGCUCUCGAUCUGAACAAGGAAGAGCGUGCGCAGGGUAAGACAAUCGAAGUUGGGCGAGGCUUCUUCGAGACGGAGAAGCGACGUUACUCCAUUCUGGAUGCUCCUGGUCACAAGACAUACGUUCCCAACAUGAUUGGCGGCGCGUCACAGGCUGAUGUCGGAAUCCUCGUCAUCUCUGCCCGAAAGGGAGAGUACGAGACUGGUUUCGAGAAGGGAGGCCAGACCCGAGAGCACGCCAUGUUAGCCAAGACCCAAGGUGUCAACAAGCUGAUCAUCGUCGUCAACAAAAUGGACGACCCUACUGUCGAAUGGUCCGAGGAGCGAUACAAAGAGUGCACUUCCAAGCUGGUCAUGUUCUUGAAGGGCGUAGGGUACAACCCCAAGACAGACAUUGCCAUGAUGCCCGUCAGCGCACAAACCUUCACAGGUAUCAAAGAACGAGUGCCCAAAACCCUUGCACCAUGGUACGGCGGCCCAUCUCUUCUCGAAUACCUCGACGACAUGCAGGCUCUCGACCGCAAGCUCAAUGCGCCAUUCAUGAUGCCCAUCGCUGCCAAGUACAAGGACCUAGGAACCAUGGUCGAAGGCAAGAUCGAGUCCGGUAUCAUCAAGAAAGAAAACAAAUACCUCAUGAUGCCCAACCGCCAACUCAUCCACAUCUCCGCUCUCUACGGCGAGCAAGAAGAAGAAAUCCCCGGCGCCAUGUGCGGAGACCAAGUCCGCAUCCGCCUCCGCGGCGUGGAAGAAGAAGACAUCCUCCCCGGCUACGUGCUCUGCUCGCCCAAACGACCUGUGCACUGCGUCUCCCAGUUCGAGGCUCAGGUCGUGCUGCUGGAUCUCAAGUCCAUCCUGACAGCCGGGUUUAACUGCGUGCUGCACGUGCACGCCGCGCAGGAGGAAGUCACUAUCUCGGCGCUGCUGCAUAAGCUGGAGAAGGGCACGGGCCGUAAGAGUAAGAAGGCGCCGGGGUUUGCGACAAAGGGUAUGAGUAUUAUCGCUAGAUUGGAGGUUACGGGUACGGCUGGGUCUAUUUGCGUGGAGCGAUUUGAGGAUUACCCACAGUUGGGUCGGUUUACACUGAGGGACCAAGGCCAAACCAUCGCCAUUGGUAAAAUCACAAAGCUCAUCACGGACACUGCUGCUUAAAUAUCUCCUACAUAGUAGUUUAGCACUCAUUUACGAUAGCGAAGGGAAAUGGAUCUGGUGAUGACGGGACGG
Dothidotthia symphoricarpi CBS 119687 is the source of this 2355-nucleotide messenger RNA. RefSeq lists its product as uncharacterized. Gene Ontology annotation, molecular function: GTP binding; translation release factor activity; GTPase activity. Gene Ontology annotation, cellular component: translation release factor complex. Bases 136 to 2283 code for a protein of 715 amino acids. The record is from RefSeq and is a predicted model, not a curated record. NCBI's taxonomy places the organism in Eukaryota, Fungi, Ascomycota, Dothideomycetes, Pleosporales, Dothidotthiaceae. Gene Ontology annotation, biological process: nuclear-transcribed mRNA catabolic process, deadenylation-dependent decay; translational termination; translation. The transcript has 4 exons.